Anopheles merus is the source of this 1469-nucleotide messenger RNA. Its product is annotated as abnormal spindle-like microcephaly-associated protein homolog. NCBI's taxonomy places the organism in Eukaryota, Metazoa, Arthropoda, Insecta, Diptera, Culicidae. The transcript has 2 exons. The record is from RefSeq and is a predicted model, not a curated record. The coding region runs from base 33 to 1292 and encodes 419 amino acids. Gene Ontology annotation, molecular function: calmodulin binding.
UCAAACACCACAACAUCGCAGUAUGCUUUGGGAUGCUACACACCCGUCCCCCAAGCGGCUGGGAACAAAUCUGUCACACCACAAGCUCUGUGACACCGAACUCGAAGGGAAGCACACCUUUCGCAAUGAACUAUCUGCUUCACUGUCAGCGAAGUCCCGGUGCGGUCAUACCCAUCCCGCCGGAGCUCGAGGAGCUGAUGCAGGACAUUAGCCGCGAGGUGCUGCGCAGCCAGCCCCCGAACGUGAUCACCUUCCUGGCGGACUACCUGGAGGAGAAGCUGGCCCGGCGCGAGAAUCGGCGCGUCGCGGAGAAGAUUGUCGACAACGUGCUGGACAUAAGCCUGGACAUCGUGGCGAUGCUGGAAGCGGUCGGCAUUGAUUCGACGCGGGCCGAGGAGGCGGUAAAGCGCAUCCGCGAAGCGUUCCACCACCAUUUCGAGACGAAGCCGGACAACGAGCGGUUGCGCGAAACGUUCCGGGAGCGUGACGUGCUGGAGCGGCUGGUCCGGGAGUGCCACUUUACCGAGCGGGAAGCACGCAAAGCGUCGCGCAUUAUCGAGCAAGCGUACCGGACGUACUACUUCCGCAAUGCGUACAAGCAGCAGCAUCAGGCCGCCGGUACGGAUAAGGACUGGCGGCAGGCCGCCAAGCAUACGCUCGGGCUGUACGCACAGACCGGUCCAACCAGGGAGGAGAUGGAAGUGGCAGCGCGGCGUAUUCAAGUGGCCUAUCGGGCGUACUAUACGCGCCGGCGGCAGGAGCUGGACCGGAGCGCCAAGAUCAUCCAGCAGGCCGUACGGACGCACCAACGGCGCCGCCUGGAGGAGGCUGCCCUGGCCGGUGUACCUUCUGUCCUUAUCGCGCAGGAAAUUGUGGGCGAACCUGUUGGAGAGCAGUACACACCUUCGGAGGAUAUUCGCCAUUUGAUCAACGUUUCCCUUGGAUGCUCCGAAGAUGCUCCCGGGCAACAAAUGCGCCGACAGGCGACACCACCUGAACUGACCACCGACGAAGCAGCCACCAUGAUCCAAUCGGUGUUCCGUGGCCAUCAAGCACGAAAACAGAUCGUCCCCAAUGCUGCUGCAGCGGACGCAACCUCCCAGCUGGACCCGGACCAAGCUGCCACACUGCUCCAAUCUACCGUCCGGGGACAUCUGGCCCGCAAGCACGCCGGGGAAGAAAAAGUCAAACAUCAAAUGGCCACCAUGCUGCAGUCUCAUGCCCGCGGUCAUCUGGCCCGCAAGCGACUGCCGCGGAACGGGCCACCCGACGGUACGAACCCGACGGAAUGAUCGUCCUCCUCUCGAAUGUGCCACCGUUCCCGGAAGCCAUUCCACGGUGUACUUUCUCACGCUCGUUUGCACCAUGUAGUUGGCUGACAGCUGAGGCUGCGCGACACUUUCCAGCACCGUCAAAAUUUAAUUAAUUAAACCAUCCUUCGCCCCUCUGCGGACACGGGCGUUAUGCUA